Penicillium cataractarum is the source of this 987-nucleotide messenger RNA. RefSeq lists its product as uncharacterized. The record is from RefSeq and is a predicted model, not a curated record. Bases 1 to 987 code for a protein of 328 amino acids. NCBI's taxonomy places the organism in Eukaryota, Fungi, Ascomycota, Eurotiomycetes, Eurotiales, Aspergillaceae. The transcript has 3 exons.
AUGCGCUUUAAUACUGCCCUUCUCGCGGUGACCGCUGCCGGCACUGCCGUUGCUGAUCGUCCAGCCAAUGAGUCCAUUUGUGACUACUAUACCACGGCCUUGCUGAAGGAGAACAACGCUACCAACCAGUACACCCUCUUGACUCUGUUGGUCAACACUGCCGUCAUCGGUAACUACACGCAACCCAACGUGGGUGUCAUGGUUCCUGGUAUCCUGAACCCCAAUGGCACGUACAACAACACCAAGGUCAACUUGGUUCCCUACUUCGAUGGAGGUCUUGCUUCUACCAACGAUGGUGGUAACAUGGGCGUUGCUAAGAACUUCCUUGAUGGUGGUGGUGCUGCUCCUCUGAUGAAGAACAUGCCCGCUGAUGACACAACCUCUAACCAAUACAAGCUAUUGACUCACCUCUACCAGUUCUUCGGCAGCCUCCUCGGGUGCUCUGAGGUUGGCAUGACCGGUUUUGCGGCUUAUGCUGGAGAUGCUAGCAUGUACGAGGUGCACAAGUUUAUGGUCCUCGACCCUCUCCAGAUGGGCUACUUCAUCGAGCAGGUCGCUCUGUCCGCUGCCUCCUUCGGAGUCGCCACGUCUGAUAUCGAGGCAGUCGGCCAAGCUCUGGGCUCCCUCUUUAACUACCGCUGUGCCCCCAAAACCACCGUCAUCAAGGCCCAGGGUCCCCAGUACCAGAGCGUAUGCACUGACGAGUCUUGCCCGCUCGCUGAUAAUGCAACCUGUGCUGCUCAACCCUCCAUGUCUCAGCCCCUCGUUGCCAACGCCACUCUCGCCGACGGUGAGGGCCGCAUGCCCUCCGGCUCGGCGACUAUGUCUAUGUCUGGGGGUUCCACUGGCACGGCUACCAUGUCCGGGGGUGCUUCUGGGACUGCCUCUGGCGCUUCCUCUCCAAGUUCUACCUUUAACGCUGCCUCACAUGCAGCUCCUGGGCUUACCGGUGUGUUUGCGGCGCUCGUGGCUUUCCUCGCACUCUAG